AUGGAAUCAAGAAAACAAGAUUCCGGUGCAUCAAAGUUUGUUUAUGGACUCCUCCAACAGCAGGCUAUCUCAUUUUUUUGCUGUGAUGGAUCAUAUUUUGGAAACCCAGGGACAGCUGGUCUUGGAGUGGUCAUCAGAGAUGAAUUUUAUCAAGUAAUUGGUACUUUGUGUGGUGGCCUUGGAAUUGCAACAAACUACAUUGCAGAAAACUAUGCAGUGUUAUGUGCAGCUGAAUUAGCAAUGGAAUGGGGUUUAAAAAAGAUGAUAAUAAGAUCAGACUCCAAAACUGUAUUGCAGGAUUUUGGUGCAGUUAAGAUCCCAUGGUUCCUGAAAUCUAGAUGGAGGAAAGUAAAAUCAAGAAUUUCUUCCAUAUACCUUGGUCAUUGCUUCAGAGAAGUCAACUUCUCAGCUAAUACAGUAGCUAAGAGAGGUGUUAAACUGUCACCAGGUGAAAGAUAA
Papaver somniferum (opium poppy) is the source of this 459-nucleotide messenger RNA. RefSeq lists its product as uncharacterized. The transcript is spliced from 2 exons. NCBI's taxonomy places the organism in Eukaryota, Viridiplantae, Streptophyta, Magnoliopsida, Ranunculales, Papaveraceae. The record is from RefSeq and is a predicted model, not a curated record. The coding region runs from base 1 to 459 and encodes 152 amino acids. Gene Ontology annotation, molecular function: nucleic acid binding; RNA-DNA hybrid ribonuclease activity.